AAGGGGUACUGACACGAAAUUUUUCAGUUGUCGUUUUUUUGCGUCAAAUGGUACGCCAAGGCCCCAAGAGCCUAGAAAAUGUACCGGUAAGCGUGAGUGCGCCCUGAAAAAUUAAUUACAAGGCGUCGUUAAAAGCUAGUUUCGGUUCAUACUGUACCCUGACGUCACGACAUAGUAUGAGCAGCGCCCCCAGGCGUUGCUAUGUGCACGCGCAAGUUAUCGUGACGUAUCUCCGAGCGUCCGUGGCUCCGUCGUCUGCUGCGCGCCGCACGUGUGGCAUCUUGUGCGCCGUCAACGAUGGAAGUUUCGUCAAGCGACUCCGGCGACAGCAACGACUUCGGUAGAGAAGAAGAUGCCGAGCUUGCCGACCCUGCCAACCAUUUCGCGUUUGACCCGCUAGCAAGCUCGUCAGAUGAAGACAGCUCGUCGCCCGACAGCGAUAAUGCCAUGCAGGAGGCCUUGCGCAUCGGGAACGUCCAAUGGUAAGAAUUUCGUAUCUACUGCUCGAUACCGCGCGGGCAUCCUCCGGGUGUCCUGAAAGUCGAUAGCGUUUGCCGUGUGGAUUUGGUAAUGAUAUGACUUGCUUCAAAUUAUUGGUGCUCGGUGCAGAUUUGAGACCGCAUGUAUCUCUUUGUCCUGUCGCUCUUGUAUAUACAGCCGCACUGCGCGCGCAUGAUGCCAGCCUUGUGCUGGUCGUAACGCCUAAACAUUAUACAAUAAUAUUAACUGCGCAGGUGUCUCUGUGGGAGCUGCCGCGCCAUGGAGACCGAGACGGAAUCGGUGUGUUGUCGAGAGAUCGACAAAGUGAACUCUCUUGUGCCGGAUGAGGCUGCCUGCGUCACAGAACACCCGACGUUUCGGCGUGGAUGCUUAGACAUCCACGCCCUGGAGAUAGCGUACUACGCCUUGAUGGAAGACCGUCCGGGCGUCAUUGAGGCUCCAGAAAUCCACAGGCGAUACCGAUACACCGCGUAUCGGCAAUUCGUGCGGUGGGUCUGGCAUCGCCUUGGCAGAAGAAAGCGGGUCGUCCUUCCGAGCUGCGUUGUGUGCGCAGUGCGUGCACAAUUUCCUUCAGAAGACUACUCUGGUUUUAAGUAUCCGGAGUACUAGUAUAUCAUUUCAAUAAAGGCAAACAACUUGUUCCACUUGAUUUAUUUCUGUGGGCAUGGCAGGCUGUGUCCUGGUCAUAUGCAAA
This is a messenger RNA of Rhipicephalus sanguineus (brown dog tick), 1195 nucleotides long. Its product is annotated as P2X purinoceptor 7. Lineage: Eukaryota; Metazoa; Arthropoda; Arachnida; Ixodida; Ixodidae. The record is from RefSeq and is a predicted model, not a curated record. Bases 760 to 1110 code for a protein of 116 amino acids. The transcript is spliced from 2 exons.